GAGAGAGAGAGAGACAAGAACCGAGCCGCGAGGCGGCGGCCACCAUAUAAAGCCGACAUCCAUCUCCGUUCCCACCUCCAUCUGUAGUUUUGGUUCGUUUCUCAUCAGCUCAGAGAGACUCAGCCACUCAGAGAUGGGAAGGGGAGGAAAAUUAGUUCCUCGGCGGAGUGGAAAGAGAAGGGUUCGUUCUAAAGAAAAGGGUUCGGAUGAUUCAGAUGAGGAUUUUAUCUUGGAAGAAGAUGAAGGAAACGAUACAUCUUAUAGUUCCGACUGCGUUUCUUCCUUUGCUGGAGAAGAUUCGGAGGAAACUUUUGAUUUUGAGGCUGUGAGUUGCGGGAGUCAAGAGGAGGAGGAGGAGGAGGAGGAGGAGAAAAGGGUUACUGGAAUGAAAUCCCGGUCGGUUCUUCGAGGUCAGAGGAAACCUAGCGUUAAACGUUCACACAAAAGAAGAAGAAUUUCUGAAGAUGAUGAAGUUGACUACGGCUACGAUGAUGAGGAAUUCUUGCCUGAUGGGAUCGAUCGUGUAGAUGGAAGGGGGAGGAGGGCUGUUAGAUUAAAUCCAGACAAUAGUUCUUCUGGUUGUAUUAAACGCUCGACGAAGAGAACCAGAGCGUUAGUCCAUUACGAUGAAAAUGAUGAUGAUGAUGACCUCGUCGAUGACGAUGACGACGACGAUGCCGAGUUCAUUCCGGAUGGGAUUGAUGUUGUGGAUGAUGAAGAGGAUUUUCAGGUCAGGGAAAAAAGUAACACUAGAAAACGUUUAGUGCGGAAAAGGGUAUCUCUGAAAGGCCAGAAAACGAAAAGGAAAUCGAAGGCUGCAAAUAAGCCAUUGAGGAAGAAGGGGAGGAGAAACAAGAGGAAGCCAGUUUUGAGGAGGAAAGUUAACUCUGAUGAUGACUUCAUAGCUAACAAUAGGACGGUCAAGGAAAAGACUAAGAAGAAAUCAGGGAGAAAAAAGAGGAGAUCGGCCAUUUGGUAUUCGGAUUCGGACGUUGUAUCUUCUGGAUCUUCGGAUUAUGAGUACACCAUCUCUGAGGAAGAGAGGGAGGUAUUGAAAGAAGCCAGCAUAUUUUGUGGGAAUUUGACAACUUGCUUGAGGAGUUCAUCUUUGUCGAAGCAAUCGUAUGUUCAUGAAACUUCAAACCAUCAGCAAAAGAGAAGCCCCGGACGAAAGGGGAAAGUGAAGGUCGAAGAUUUACGGAUCGAUGUAGGGAAGCAAGUCUGUGGGAUCUGCUUGUCUGAAGAAGGAAAGGGGACAAUCCGGGGAACAUUAAACUGUUGCAAUCAUUACUUUUGCUUCGCUUGCAUAUUAGAGUGGUCAAAGGUGGAAUCUCGUUGCCCACUGUGCAAACAGAGAUUUACCACCAUUAGUAAACCUGCAAGUUCCAACUUGGGAAUUGAUCUAAGGAGUGUGAUCAUACGGGUCGCGAAACGUGAUCAGGUCUAUCGGCCAACUGAAGAAGAAAUAAGAGGUUAUUUUGAUCCAUAUGAAAAUGUUGUUUGCAUCGAAUGUCAUCAAGGUGGAGACGAUUAUCUUAUGUUACUUUGUGAUAUCUGUGAUUCCCCUGCACAUACCUAUUGUGUUGGUCUAGGACGGGAAGUACCUGAAGGUAAUUGGUACUGUGAAGGUUGCAGGGCAGCUGAUCCUGGGUCUUCAAAUUCACUAGUACAAGAUCCUGUGUGCAAUUCGACAACUGUAACUGGAAACUUAUCCGCUGGACUCUGUACUGGGGGAAUCAACGUAGAAUUUUCUAAUGAGACUUGCCGAAAUUCAGUGUCUGCACAAGGUCCUUCUUCUGUUUCCCCAGGAAUUGGGGUUGUCCCAUCUCCUAGACAUGCUUUAGGGGGAGAUUUUCAGGUUACAUCCCCAGGGACUGGAGCAGGGGCAUCAACUCUGUCAGGAAGACGGCGAAUACGCCUUCGGAUACACAACCUUCUUUCUAGCAAUAGGAUGAAUGAAGGAGCUGAAAUGGCCAGCAGAGAUGAUGGGGCUUCACAUGUUAAUUUAGGAAGUGAAUUUGGCAACUCUGAACUUGGGCUAGGUGGUGAAACUGAUCAAACAACACACCAAAAUGCACCAAUAUCAGAAAGUGCAAGGUCAUGUUUUGCAGUUGGUGGGUGUAUGUCAAAGGACAGCAAUCCUUGUGCAGUGCAAGAGGAGGAUGCCUUUGAUGCAAGUUUUAGGCAUUCGAGUAGACAUACCAAUGGAGGCCCUAAUACUGCCACUUUAAGUGGUUCUGCUCGGGGAGCAUUAUGUGCUGAGCAUGCUGAAAUCAAUGCAGCAUCAGGUCUUUGGCAACUUCACCAGUGCACUGGUGCUAAUAUUUCUCAUGUCACAUAUCCCGAUGAGGCUCAUUUUCAUACAGCAAAAGUUGCAGAGGAACAGAACGGGGCAAAACAACAAUUACAAACUAUUGUGAGACACCAUUUGAAGCGGUUGUCCCAACACACAGAAAUAGAUCGUGGGGCUUUCAAGGACAUUGCCAGGAAUUCUACCCACACCAUUUUAGCUGCUUGUGGGCUUGAUCACAAUAGGAGCAUGGCUAUCCCGGUGCAACCACCAUCUAGAUGUCCCCAUGUUGAGAGACAAAGUGAGCCAAUGAAUCAGAUGGAGAAUUGUUGUUCGGCUUGCUUCAACUCCUUUGUCAGUGAUGUGGUUAGGAGGAUCAUGAACACAAGGUUGCAAUCUUAAGCUUUCAACUGGUGAUCUGUGCCAAGAAUACUUCUCUCUGUUUUGUUCUGAUCUGCCCGGGAUUGCAUUCGUUUAUUGUUAUCAUUAUUCAUUUUCCCCCCAUUUUGAGGCAUAAAGAUAGAGAUGAGCCAUGGGAGUCUCAACACACAGGCAUUUGGUUGGGAUUUGAUCAGUUUAAAUUGUAUUCAGUAGUUACUAACUCAAUUUUUUUUUUUUUUAAAACUGUUGAAGCAGAGAAACCUACUCAUUUUUUAAUAAAUCAAAAGAAACUCGAAGAGAAAUUAUACGGUAAAAACAAUGUCUUUAUCUUGUUUCUUA
Messenger RNA from Macadamia integrifolia, 3010 nucleotides. RefSeq lists its product as uncharacterized. The record is from RefSeq and is a predicted model, not a curated record. The coding region runs from base 134 to 2692 and encodes 852 amino acids. NCBI's taxonomy places the organism in Eukaryota, Viridiplantae, Streptophyta, Magnoliopsida, Proteales, Proteaceae. The transcript is spliced from 4 exons.